UCGGAGACGAAGGGCGGAGCUUACCACCACGCGAGCACUUGGAAUCCAUUCGUCGCGAGACCCACAUCUCCGCUCCGUAAUUUUCCUUUUUUGCUUGGCUUCACCAGCACUUACAGUUUUUCGUGCGUACUUAAACUAAUCUAAAUUGUGUGUGUAAAUUGUGUGUUUGUGUAUCCCGAAUUGUGUGAGCCCACGACGGCAUCUCCUUUCUGGAUUGUACCUUUUUGUGUGUUGAGACGCGUGGUCUGGCAGCCAUUGUGUCUCGUCUCGUCUCGUUUUUUCCUGUUCGUGCCGUGUGUUUCAUGUCCAGUGGAAGGCAACCAGUGGACACGUUGAAAUAUACAUCGGUUUAAUCUUCUGACGUUUGUUCGUGUCCUUUUCCGUCCCGUAACCGGCGUGGUGUGGCAACAUUUGGUGCAUCGACCGGGAAACCGAAUCCCGGCACGGCGGCCAUUACCACGCGGUCGGCGUUUCAUCUGGCCAUCGAAGGAGAGCUGCCGAUAUCAACAGCCAUCUCAUCCCGCUGCCCAGCCGUCGCCGACAUCGAAAGUCCCGCGUGGCAGAAAAUUCCGUUGCAGUUGCUGAUUCUUCCGGCCCUGGAAGAAACUGGCCAGCUGGCAGUUUACGUCGCAGUCGUCCAGAUCUUCAACCCGAAGAAAGCAACAUUUACAAUUAUUAUAUUUCAUUUCUUUUUCGUCCGUUUGUCCUGUUCAAUAUAAUAAUUGCUGUGUGUCGUGUGACGAGAGUUCAUUGGUCGAUCUCGUCAGAUCGUCCGUGGAUCUUCCCCCCGUUGUUUGAACUCAUUGGUCGAUCUCGCCAGAUCGUCCGUGUUUUCUCCUUUUCUCUCCCGCCCGAUUGCGUUGGUCGGUUCCGCCGAACCGUCCGCAAAAUCCUGUUUCACUCCGUCGUCUUUCGUCAACGCCGUUCCAGUCAGCUGUCAGUGUCCAGGCUAUCCAGCCCGUCAUCCGUUUCCGUCUGCUGUUUCUACACUCCAGUUGUUCCAGCAUCACAGUUUGUCCGGCUUCAUUGCCCGUCAGCUGACCCUUUACCCCGCUCAGUUUGUCCGGCUCGUUGGCCCGCGUCAACUGAUUAAUUUUCCGUCCAGCUUGUCCGCCUUUCGGGCAGUGCCAGCUCGUUUCAUUUGCUUGUUUGUCCGGCCGUUGGCUCGCGUCAGCUGCCUUUCCCGCCCAGCCUGUCCGGCUUUCCGCUGGUCAACUGGAUUUCUUUCUUUUCGUUAGUCGUCCUUUACUGUCAGCCAGGCUAAUCAUCCGCCUUGGUCGGCAUCGUCCAGCUGUAUAGACGUCUCGUUUAUCUCACGUGCCCAGCUCUUCAGCUCCACCAUUCCGCGUAAAUUCAACAGCGACGAGAAGAAGAAGAAGGACAAUCUUACCAAAGGCAAAAAGAAGAAUACCAAAACACUUCUGGCGGCCAGAGAAGCGGCUAUUGCAUAUUUCGCGCGCGUCGACGCCGCCGCUGCCGACGAAGCCGCCGCCAUCGAAGCGGCUGCCGCCGAAGCCGCCGCCAUUGAAGUCGUCGACGUCGACGUUGAAGAACCCGCUGACGACGCUGCCGCUGCUUUGGUAAUAGGCAUUGCCGAUCAACAUUCGAGGCCGCGUCUACCAGAUUUUGUACCUCCGCCAACUUCACGCCGCGUCGUUUACCGUCCUUACGACCGGUGGCCAUCACCAGAGGAGCCACCUACACCACCAGGCGAGCCGGAAUCAGAGGAAGAGGAUUUCAUCCCCAAUCUUUCCGACUGCGAGGUACGAAGUGAGGUGGGCCCUUCUUCCGACGACGAAGCACCUGAGCCGACAUCGCCGCCACCGCCGACACCACCGUCGCCCCCUCGUAGAGUGGUGCAAAUUAGGAACACCAAGACUAAUAAGACGCGUUGCGUCGGCCUGGAUCAACUUUUCCGCCCGGAAUCACAAGACAAGAUCGUCCGUCGCAAAUAAUCCGCCGCUUCAUUUAAUUGUAACCUCAUUGUGAUUUGACUCAUCGUUUGUAUUUCUUCACUCGUCCCGCAUCAAAUAAAUAUCAUCAUGGCUGAAUCUUUAGUUCCGGCUCUCACUUCAAUCGCCGAAGAGGAGGAAGCAGUGUCUGAUCAUGAUGCGAUCACCGAUCCCGCUCGUCUCAAAAGAUUCAGGACCACCUCCAAGAUGGUCCAUACGAAUUCGGGAAAGAAUCUCUUGAAAUCAGUUAGAGUCGGCGAAGAUCGGGACACCGUCCGAGCUUAUCGUGUCAUCUACGUCCGUGAUUUUGACAGCCUGGAGCAGCAUCACGAUCGCUACGUUCGGUGUAACGCUCAAAACUGCUCGCAGGAUGAUCUCGAUGGAGAAAGAGAUUGGAUCCAAGCCGUCAUCUUCGACCACCAGGCAAGUCUGGCUGUUUGUGACAACUAUUUGGCUCAAACUAAUCCCAAACCACCCUCCACGGUUUCAAGAGCCUCAUCACGGCAUUCCAGCGUCUCCUCACGUCAAGCUAGAAUUCACGAAGCUGAACGAAAGGAGAGGGAAGCCCAGUUGAAGCUCCAACAAGAGGAAGACGAGACCAGACGCAGAGAAGAAGAAGAUGCGAAAAUCAGGGAAGCGGAAGAUUACAAACGCAAGGUGGAGAGUGAAAGAAGACAACGAGAGAUACGCGACGAGAUAGAUCUACAGCGUUUGAGCGGCGCAAUCAUGCGGCAACAACUGAACGAUAUUACCGUCGACGAGCAAGCAGCAACAACACGCGCUUCAUCUAUCGUGAGCGGUUUAUCGGGAGUUUCAUCACAUCCUUCCAUCCCGAAUAAUUCGACCAUCUUCGCUCAAACUCCAGCCGCGCCUACACAAGCGUCGACCAUGACAAUCACGGCUCCGAUAUCCAGAACCAUGGCCACUCCGCGGACGCAGCCAAGCACCGUCGUGAUUUCAACGGCUGCUCAAACUCAAGCGAUGACCACACCCUUAGUCGGAUCCGUGGCUAGGAUGCCAACACCAACGAGACUCUUCAGCCAACCGGCAGCGACGGUGCCGUCAACACCAAAACCGACCCUUUUCGGCAGAUUACUUCAAGCUAUCACGCCCGGCACGCUUACACGUUCCGCAUCCGUGCCGCAUAUUCCCUUGAAUACAACCGCGUCGAAUGUCAUCGUUACAACCAGUAUAACGAAUCCGAUGUUCUCCACACCGUCGUUUACUAGAGCACAGCCGGUCACGACGAGUCAGCCCAUGUCAACGGCUUCAAACGUCGUUACUCCGCCAACGUCGUUCUUCCAGGCUCCUAUACCGACCGUUCCGCCAACUACGACAUCGGCAAACGCUCCGAUUCCUACGUCGGUAGUUCCUCAAGCGCCUACAUCGACUGUACCAUCGUUCGCCCCACCAACUUCCACAUCAGUUGCCGCUCCGGUCUCUACAUCAUCGGCUUAUCCGUUCACGCCGGUGACUACAGCCACCAUGCACGUCCCGACGACCAGUAAUGCGACGCACGUCCCAGUGUCGGUCCCGUUGUCACCCGUGUCUUCAGCAAGCGCUUCGUCGUGGUUUUCAUCGUGGAGGAACGUUGGUCAACCGAAUUUAUUCGGGCCAAGGCAACCGGCCCAGCCACCGUCUGCUCCGUCGGCCCAGCCACCGUCUGCUCCGUCGGCCCAGCCACCGUCUGCUCCGCCGGCCCAGCCACCCUCUGCUCCGCCGGCCCAGCCACCAUCUGCUCCGCCGGCCCAGCCACCGUCUGCUCCGCCGGCCCAGCCACCGUCCGCUCCGCCGGCCCAGCCACCUUCCGCUCCGCCGGCCCAGCCACCGUCUGCUCCGCCGGUCCAGCCACCGUUUGCUCCGCCAACUCAACCACCGUCUUUCCCGCCAGCGUCUAGUGCCAGCCACGCUUGGCCCCCGAAUCCGCCGCCGACCACCUCAAUUCAGAUGGACACGGUCCCCACGAGUUCGAUUCCGACAAGUGCAACGCAAGUCACCUCCGCACCACCUUACAGCACUAGUCAUGUGCCGGUCAGCUUAGGUCCGUCAUACGGUCCGGGUUUGUCCGCCUACAAUCCGAUUGUGUCUACAGCUCCAUUUGAAAUGGGUUCGAUUUACGGGCCGGCCACCAAGGCUGCACCCCCGACCUCAUCGUCAUAUACGCCAUCAACCAGUCUUGGACACGUCCCGACGUUCUUUCCAAGAGCCUCGGCACCGCCAUUCGUGCCAACCAGCCUGACAUUUGCGUCCGGUUUCCCUGGACCUUCCGCUCCUCCACCGAUAACCGACAACCCGCACGGAGUCUAUACGCCAGACGCCUGGAUCCAUGGCCUCAGUGCUGUUCACGCUCCGCCAGGCCGUUCGAGUAUCAAACCACCGCGGAUGAAGGCGCCGAGCUUUGAUGGAGACCCUCGAAAUUGGCCAAUGUUUAUUCAGAUGUUUAAGGUCUUCGUCCACGAUGCCGUUAGUUCCGACGCGGAACGAAUCGCUCAUCUUCACGACGCCCUUACUCCAUCGAUUAGAAAGGACAUUGGUGGAGCGUUGUUGAACCCCGGUCUCUACCAACACGCUCUCAACGAGCUCCAGAAACGAUAUGGCAAUCCGCAAAUCGUCUCUCAGGCUUGCACCGAAUCAAUCCUGAAACUCCGGCCCUUCAAAGACAACGAUUUUAAUGCCCUCCGCUCCUUCUCCGCGGAUCUUCACUCCGUCGUGGCGACGUUACGGCUUGGAGGGUAUGGAAUGGAGCUUUACAGUCACGCUACUCUCUCGCAGCUGGUCGCCAAGCUCCCACCGGCUCUGAAAAGCCGAUGGGGUGAGAAGAGUUGGGCGAUGCAACCUGCGCUCGCGUCUAUCGAAGACUUGGACCAAUGGCUCGACGGAGUUGCUAUGGCCGAAAAAUCCAUCCGGGCCAGUUCAGUGGAAUCGUCUCAUCAGCGGCCCGUAAAACCGACUGAGGAGAAGCGACGUACGCACAAACCGAAUGUUUUUAACAUUACGUCCACGACUCCCGCAAAAACUGACGCCGAGGAUAAACGCCCGAGAUGCUUAGGGUGCAACAGCACGCACCAGCAUCGGCUAAAGGACUGCAGAAAAUUCAAGGAUUUGCCAGUCGAAAAACGAGCCAAGAUAGUGAAAGAUUCGAAUCUUUGUCUUCGCUGUUUAGGCAGUGGUCAUAUCGGUAAAGAGUGUACAAAGCCUGAGCGCUGUACCAAACCGGAAUGCGAUGGGACUCAUCAUUCGCUACUGCAUGGAGCUCCACGACUUUUUCCAAAAAGGACGGAUCCCAAGCCACCAACUCCAGCGACAUUCUCGGGUUCAAUUGCAUCGAGAUCGUCCGGAAGCCGAAUUUUACUGCCGAUCGUCCCGAUCAUCCUAAAGACAGAUGGGAAGGAGUUCCCGCUCUACGCUCUUCUUGACUCCGGAAGUGAAAUUUCCGUGAUAAAGGGGGAGACGGCGAACCUCCUAAAUCUACAUGGCAGAGUGGAGAGGGUAGCGACGAGAACGGUCAACGGCGAGACGAAAUCUGUCGAUCGAAAGAUCGUCAAUUUCAGUGUUUCUUCGACGGACGGUCGUUUUUCUUUCGACAUCUCAGAUGUUCACGUCAUGGAAACCUUCGAACUGAACAAGCGAUCAAUCAACCUUGCUAGCCUGAGCAAACAGUGGCCUCAUCUCGUUCAUGUUCCAGUUUAUCCGACCACGCAAGAAGAUGUCGCCAUCUUAAUCGGCCACGAUCAUCCAGCAGCCAUCGAAAUCUUCGAGACCCGAAAGGACCCCUUCGACCAACGAGCUCCUCGCGCUUAUCUAACAGCUUUCGGUUGGUGCAUAGGCGGUCCAAGCGGUCGACUCGAUAACGGAGCAAGUAACUGCUAUCACUCCAGCACGGCCGAAAGGGAUUGUGACGUCAUGCUGCAUCAAUUCAUCGAAGCCGAUACAUUCGGGACGAAGCCAAACGUCACAAAACCAAUUGGUGCGGAAGAGAAGCGAGCGUGGGAGAUCCUGAACAGCACUACCAGACACACCGGUGAAAGGUACGAGGUGGGUCUGCUCUGGAAAGCGGAUGAUUCCGUUGUCCCAAACAACUUCUUUUCCACCCAACGGCGAUUUACCAACCUCGAAGGUAAAUUCGCCAAAAACGAGGAACUUGCCGAGACUUACCGGGCCGUCAUCAACACCUACGUCAACCUGAAGCACGCCCGAAAAUUAUCGAAGGAAGAAAUUGACUCUGGUCCAGAUGGGCGAACCUGGUAUUGCUCGCAUCAUCCCGUCUUCAAUCCGAACAAGCCGGGAAAAUGCAGAGUCGUUUUCGACCUGUCCGCCAAGUACAAAGGAGUGUGCCUCAACGACGUUCUUUUGAAAGGUCCUGAUCUUCUAACCAAUCUCAUCGGCAUCCUUCUCCGAUUCCGACAGCAUGCAGUUCCGAUCGUCGCCGACGUGGAAAAGAUGUUCCAUCAAGUGCGAGUGAGACCUUCCGACGGGCCGGCUUUCCGCUUCAUCUGGCGUGACCCAGGUGAUACUAAGCCUCCGGAUAUCUACCAGAUGGACGUACAUCUCUUCGGUGCUGUCUCUUCACCGGCCGUCUGUGCCAACGCACUACAACAGGCCGUCAAAGACAGCAAAGAUGCGGAAUCGCUGCUACCCCAAAUCACUCGACAUUUCUACGUGGAUAAUUGGCUAGCGUCCUUUCCUUCAGCCGCCGAAGCUAUCUCGACUGCCCACCGUUUGACUGAAGCCCUGAAGGUUGGAGGUUUCCCAUUGACGCAGUGGGCCACUUCCAACGAAGCCGUAAGGAAGUCACUUCCAGGGAUUCAGCAGGAAGGAGCAUCCAUCAAUAUGGACUUGGACGCCGAUCCGAUCGAACGAACUCUCGGUUUAGUCUGGGAUUUCCGUCGCGACGUCUUCGUCCUAGGUGCAAAGGCGGAUCCUGGUGGAAGAACAAAACGAGAUCUUCUUAAGUCAAUUUUUAGCAUCUUCGACCCCCUCGGCUUCCUAGCGCCGAUAGUUUUCCAAGCGAAGGUCCUCAUGCAGGAUAUAUGGCGCCACAAAUUCGAUUGGGACGACGAGCUGAGCCAAGAUCUUAUUGACCGCUGGAUCCGCUGGGCAGAAACUUUGCCCUCACUCUCCGGACUCGUUUUAGAACGGUGCAUCGCUCCCAGCCGAGAAGACAUCGUAGCGACCGAACUACACGUUUUUGGAGACGCCUCAGAACUGGGCUUCGGCGCUGUCGCAUACAUCCGAUUUUUGUUCAGCGAUGGAUCAGCCAGUGUCCGGUUCAUCAUCUCGAAAGCUAGAGUCGCUCCGCUUAAAUUCCUGACAAUCCCACGUCUAGAACUUAAUGCUGCCGUUCUUGCCGCGCGUCUCGGCGCACAAGUGCGUACAGAGCUGGACAUCGUCUUCGACCAAAUUCUUUAUUGGACCGAUUCUACAACCGUCCUUAGCUGGAUCACAUCCCGUAAUUGCCGUUUCAACAAUUACGUCGGAAAUCGCGUUGGCGAAAUAUUCGAAAGUUCAACGCCCGCUCAAUGGAAUUACGUCCCAAGCGCCAGCAAUCCUGCCGAUGACGCCAGCCGUGGUUUGGAUCCUUCUGAGUUUACCGUUGACCAUCGUUGGUUCUCCGGUCCGCCGUUUCUUCAAGGCCUCCACGAAUGGCCGAAACUCAAGGUUCUUCCGCCGGUGGAAGCAAGCGACCCAGAGAUCCGCGAAACGUCCUGGGUCGGGCUUGUACAAAGAGAAAGCGACGCAAUCGAUCUUCUCAUCGAACGGAAAUCCCGGCCUUUGAUCAUCUUCAACACCGUCGCCUAUAUUUAUCGCUUCAUCCGGAACGCCCGUCAAAAGGACCGCAACCAGCGUUCAAUAGGCCAACUCUCGGUCGAAGAAAUUGAAGUUGGAAAGGCGUUCAUUCUCCGCCGGAUGCAAUCUAACGCGUUUCAACAGGAGGUGAACGACUUACGGGCCGGCCACCAAAUCGAAGAGAUUUCCAAGAUCGUCAAGUUGACUCCUUACUUCGACCACCACGGCCUCAUGUGUGUUGGCGGGCGACUUGAAAAGGCGCCUCUCCCGAUCGACGUCCGCCACCCAAUCAUUCUGCCUCGUUCCGAGCGGAUGACUGAGCUAAUUCUCUUCAAACUCCACCGUGAUCGCGGCCAUCUAUCGGCUAGCCAGCUUCAUCACGAGGCGCGUCAGCAAUACUGGAUUCCGAAGGGCCGAAUCGCGGCCCAACGAGCUUACCACCAGUGUCACCGUUGCAGAAGGAUAAACGCGAAAGCAAGGAAUCCAUUCAUGGCUGCUCUACCCGCUUCCCGGUUAAAAAUUGGCUAUCCCGCGUUCACCCACACCGGUGUAGAUUACUUCGGCCCCAUCGAGGUGUUAAUUUUCCGUCGUACCAUCAAACGUUGGGGUGUUCUCUUUACAUGCCAGACUUCAAGAUGCGUCCACCUCGAAAUGGCUUAUUCAAUGGAUACAAGUUCCUUCAUCGCUGCACUCGAACGCUUCCAGAAUCGUCGCGGCGUCCCAGCGUCUUAUCACAGCGACAACGGGACUAACUUCGUCGGAGCGCAACGAGAGCUGGCCGAAUGCCUCCAGAACUUGAACCAACAUGCCAUCCAGCGGCACCUGAGUCGUCAGCCGUCAAAAUGGGUUUUCAAUCCUCCAGCUGCUCCACAUUUCGGGGGUAGUUGGGAACGGAUGGUUCGUGCCGCCAAGAUCGCGUUGCAAGCAGUACUAGGAAAUCAACGCCUCACCGACGAGAUCCUGUUAACCGCCCUCACGCUCGUCGAGAACAUCCUCAAUAGUCGCAAGUUGACCCCAAUGAGCGAGGACGCGACCGAUCCCGAAUGUUUGACCCCAAACCAUCUACUGCUGGGCCGUGCAACUCCAAAUCUUCCGCCUGACGUCUUCACCAAGGAUGAUUUGAACGCCAAGCAGAGAUGGCGAAUCUCGCAGGCUGUUGCGGAUCAAUUCUGGCAUCGUUGGAUGAAGGAGGUUCUACCGAGCCUCACCGAGCGCGAGAAAUGGUACCGAGAAGGCCCAAAUCUCGAAGUAGGAGACAUCGUCGUCAUCAUCGAUCCAGCUACGCCUCGUGGAUCGUGGCCGACUGGAAGGAUCCUGCAAACAUUCCCUGGCGAUGACGGAGUGGUCCGCUCCGCGACCGUCCAGACGAAGGGGACUGAACGCCAUCGACCAGCUCACCACUUGUUUCCCCUGGAAUCCGUCCGGAUCCGAGAGGGUGCUCUUCGUAUGACGAAGCGCAGGGCCGGCGAUGUUGGCGUUCCUGAGCCCGCCAAGAGCGUGCGUUUUAAUUUGGACCUGGCAACGCAGCGCGAGGGGUAAGGGACUCGGAGACGAAGGGCGGAGCUUACCACCACGCGAGCACUUGGAAUCCAUUCGUCGCGAGACCCACAUCUCCGCUCCGUAAUUUUCCUUUUUUGCUUGGCUUCACCAGCACUUACAGUUUUUCGUGCGUACUUAAACUAAUCUAAAUUGUGUGUGUAAAUUGUGUGUUUGUGUAUCCCGAAUUGUGUGAGCCCACGACGGCAUCUCCUUUCUGGAUUGUACCUUUUUGUGUGUUGAGACGCGUGGUCUGGCAGCCAUUGUGUCUCGUCUCGUCUCGUUUUUUCCUGUUCGUGCCGUGUGUUUCAUGUCCAGUGGAAGGCAACCAGUGGACACGUUGAAAUAUACAUCGGUUUAAUCUUC
Messenger RNA from Daphnia pulex (common water flea), 9641 nucleotides. RefSeq lists its product as uncharacterized. NCBI's taxonomy places the organism in Eukaryota, Metazoa, Arthropoda, Branchiopoda, Diplostraca, Daphniidae. Gene Ontology annotation, molecular function: zinc ion binding; nucleic acid binding. The record is from RefSeq and is a predicted model, not a curated record. Gene Ontology annotation, biological process: DNA integration. The transcript has a single exon. Bases 2043 to 9278 code for a protein of 2411 amino acids.